Geosmithia morbida is the source of this 2412-nucleotide messenger RNA. RefSeq names its product Spc97 / Spc98 family. The transcript has a single exon. Gene Ontology annotation, biological process: meiotic cell cycle; spindle assembly; mitotic cell cycle. Bases 1 to 2412 code for a protein of 803 amino acids. Gene Ontology annotation, cellular component: spindle pole; gamma-tubulin complex; equatorial microtubule organizing center. Lineage: Eukaryota; Fungi; Ascomycota; Sordariomycetes; Hypocreales; Bionectriaceae. Gene Ontology annotation, molecular function: gamma-tubulin binding; microtubule minus-end binding. The record is from RefSeq and is a predicted model, not a curated record.
AUGCUCCACGAGAUCCUCCUCUCCCUGUCGGGCCACCCGUCCCCCCUCCUCCGCGACGACAUAGCAGCAGCGGGGGGUGACGGAGGCGGCGCCGACGCGGGGGUCAGGGCGAACAGCGGCGCAGCAGCGGGCAUCACCCCGUCGGAGCGGCAGCUCCUAGGCACGGUAUCGCACCUGAGCGCCGUGCACGUGCGGCUGAUGACAUCGACGGCGCAGAUAGCCGACUCGCACCCGUCGGCCAUCUGCCGGGCCGUGGCGGCCGCCAUCGACUCGAUACACCUCUCUGCCUUCCAGCGACGGGUGCUGGACGUGGAGGAGAGCAUACUGCGAGGCGACGCGGACCUGGUGGGCGCGUACAACAUCGUGCCACUGACGGCCGUGGUGGGCGAGUUCCGCAGGUGGACGAGGCCGAUGGACUGGCUGUGGGAGCUGGUGCAGUUCAUGUCGGCCGCGAGCGUCGGCGCCGACGGGAGGCCCGGGCCCGCGUGCCACGCCGCCGCCGUCAUGGACAGGCUGCGCAGCGAACUGCAGAGCGGGUAUGACGACAUCGAGAGGACGGCCAUGAGCCUCGUCGAGGUGGCGGAGACGGCCUGGCUCAGGCAGGUGUCUGCCUGGAUUCUCUACGGGCGUCUGCCGAGCUUCGGCGCCGACGACUUCUUCGUGCAGCGGCGGCGGCGAGGGCAGCAUGGCGACGAUGACGAUGACGAUGGCGAGGGGGGGGAGGGCAAGAUGGAAGAAUUCGUCUGCGCGUCUUCGCUGCUGCCGUCCUUUGUCACGGCCCGCUCUGCCUCGUCCAUGCUCUUCAUCGGCAAGUCGCUCAACCACGUCAAGGUGCGCAGCACGAUGGACUCUGGCGGCCGCGGGCUGCACCACCUGUCGUCGAACCUGUCACAGCUGUCCGGGCUCAGGUUCCCGCUCGACUCGGCCGCCUUCUCGCGCGCCAUCGCCUCGGUCCGCCUCUCCCUGUCGGAGAACAUGCUGCAGAGCGUGCUGCCCGUGUCCAGGGUGACAGAGACGCUCCAGCUCCUCCGGGACUUCUUCCUCCUCGGACGCGGCGAGUUCGCCAUGGCGCUCACGCACGAGGCCGACGAGAGGAACCGCAACCGCUGGAAGAGGGCCGACCGCCUGACGCGCGACGGCGGCCUCGGGAACGUGACCGUCAAGGAGGGUGAGGUGGCCGCCGUGCUGUCGCGCACCUGGUCUGUCCUGGGUGCGCUGCAGGGCCAGCACGCCGACGAGGACGAGCAGCUCGAGCUGGCCCGGGAUCUAUUCCGUCUACAUCUAGUCAAGCCGCCGUCAUCGCCGGAAACGGCAGCAGCACCGUCCACAACCGGCCUCGUCACCCCGGAAUCCCUCCACGCCUCCCUGGCCUCGUCCCCCUUCGGCAGCCUCCUGUUCUCGGUACCCUCCCAGCUGUCCAUCCAUCUCCCGUCGCCGCUAGACAUGAUCCUCUCCCCUGCCGAUCUAGAGCUCUACUCGUGCGUAAAUGCCUACCUCCUCUCCAUCAGACGCGCGCACAUACGUCUGACGGACCUUUGGAAGAUCACGUCCCUGCGCCGACACCACCCGGCGCCCCGAGGAGCGCGCGAAGACGCCGUCGAGCUCCGCCAGCGCUGGUCCGCCCGCAUGACGACGAUGCGCAGCUCGUGGACGACGGCCAGCGCUGCCAUCUUCUUCCUCGGCGAGACGGAAGGCUACUUCCAGACUGAAGUCGUGGCUGGUCUCUGGGGAGGAUUCCACGCAUGGCUCACGGGUCCCUCCUCUUCCUCCUCCGCCUCUGCCAAGAAAGAAGAGGGGAGAGAUGUCGAAGAAGAAGGAAGAGAAGAAGAAGAAGAGAAAGAAGAAGAUUUAUGGCUCAACUCCGACUCCGAUGCCGAGACGGAGGGACCACCCUACCACGACCCGCAGACGAUAUCCACAGCUCACGCCCUGUACCUCCAGACGCUGGUAUACCGCCUCCUGCUCACGCAGCCGUGCUACACGACGGCGCUGCACGCGCUCCUGGUGCACAUAGACCACCUCGUCGCCCACGCGCACCGCCUCCACGCCAUCUUCACGGCCCUGGACCUCGAGGCCGACGCUGGCGUGGUGGACGCCUUCGUGGACCUGCACGCCGAGGAGGCAGAGGUCACGGCCUUGAUGCGCGGCGUCGAGGCCAAGGUGAAGAGGGGCAUAGCCGACGUCGUGUCCGCCCUGAGACAUCUGGAGACGGACGUGACCUUUGCCGCCGCAUGGGAGGGCGAUGGCGUAGUGGACGCCACGGCCGACUCGGCCGACUCGCGUCACUGGGCCGGCGAUAUGCGCGGUGAGUAUGCCGGGUACGAACCUGCCAGGGUCGGAGGUAUCAACCGGCUGCUGAUGAAGCUCGAAUUUGGCGGCUGGUUGGGUACCGUGGGGGAAGUUGAGUAUUAG